Messenger RNA from Andrographis paniculata, 1170 nucleotides. Its product is annotated as ER lumen protein-retaining receptor. The record is from RefSeq and is a predicted model, not a curated record. Bases 136 to 783 code for a protein of 215 amino acids. The transcript has 6 exons. Gene Ontology annotation, biological process: protein retention in ER lumen; endoplasmic reticulum to Golgi vesicle-mediated transport. Gene Ontology annotation, molecular function: ER lumen protein retrieval receptor activity. Lineage: Eukaryota; Viridiplantae; Streptophyta; Magnoliopsida; Lamiales; Acanthaceae. Gene Ontology annotation, cellular component: endoplasmic reticulum; cis-Golgi network; membrane.
GAAUCAUGGCGAGCCUUUGCACCGGAUCUACUCUUUCGGCCGAUUGAGAUAUUGAAAGUUCGGAUUUUUUCCGGGAAAGUUAGGGUGAACGAGAAAGAGAGAGAGAGGGAGGGAGGGAGAAGAAAGGGGGAGAAAAUGAAUAUAUUCAGGUUAGCUGGGGACAUGACCCAUUUGGCAAGUGUUCUUGUAUUGCUCCUCAAGAUUCACACUAUCAAAUCUUGCGCUGGCAUAUCUCUGAAGACUCAGGAACUCUAUUCUGUUGUUUUUGCAACUCGCUACCUUGAUCUUUUCACAGACUACAUCUCACUCUACAAUACACUGAUGAAGAUCAUUUUCUUGGGAAGUUCUUUCUCAAUAGUUUGGUAUAUGAGGCGUCACAAGAUUGUGCGCAGAUCAUAUGACAGAGACCAAGACACUUUCCGACACUAUUUCCUUAUGUUGCCCUGUAUGUUAUUGGCCCUAAUCAUAAAUGAGAAGUUUACCUUCAAAGAGGUAAUGUGGACAUUUUCUUUAUAUCUGGAAGCUGUCGCCAUUCUUCCUCAGCUGGUCUUGCUUCAGAGAACAAGAAAUAUCGAUAACUUGACAGGGCAAUAUAUUUUCCUUCUAGGAGCCUACCGGGCAUUAUACAUUUUGAAUUGGAUUUAUCGCUAUUUUACUGAGCCACACUAUGUGCAUUGGAUAACAUGGAUAUCUGGGCUUGUUCAAACACUACUCUACGCUGAUUUCUUCUACUAUUACUUCCAAAGCUGGAAGAACAAUGUCAAACUUGAGUUGCCAGCUUGAGAUUAAUUUGUUUUUCCCCACAAGAUACGGAGGGGCUGUUUCAGAAUCAUGAACAAACACAUACAUCUUAAUGUCAUUCAUGGUUGUGUCUGAGAUAGAUUCAUGAGAUAGAGAUUAUAUAUAUAUCUUGCCAUGUACAAGGAAAAGUUUUAGCGAGCAUGUGUAUUUUGUCUGUAUCUACUACCAGUUCUGUUGUGGUUCCAAAGGUUCUUCCUUGUCUUAGCAUAUUCAUCACUAAGUAAAACUAACUAUCGUUCGUGGGGUGGUCAUGCUCUUCUCUUCUCAAUUAAUAUUACAUUUCCAAUGUCAUAAGUGAGAUUUUCAAAGGGAGAUUGGAUUAGAUUCCCCUUAAUGGUUUUUUAUUUGUGAUUCGAUUUUCAAAUAGAA